Messenger RNA from Lodderomyces jiufengensis, 2526 nucleotides. It is a transcript of the gene DNM1, whose product is annotated as dynamin-related GTPase. The coding region runs from base 1 to 2526 and encodes 841 amino acids. The transcript has a single exon. NCBI's taxonomy places the organism in Eukaryota, Fungi, Ascomycota, Pichiomycetes, Serinales, Debaryomycetaceae. Gene Ontology annotation, biological process: mitochondrial fission; peroxisome fission. The record is from RefSeq and is a predicted model, not a curated record. Gene Ontology annotation, cellular component: microtubule; peroxisome; cytoplasm. Gene Ontology annotation, molecular function: GTPase activity; GTP binding; microtubule binding.
AUGUCAUUUCAAGAUCUUAUACCAGUGGUUAAUAAACUACAAGAUAUCGUGACAACAACUCAAUUAGCAGAUAUUGAUUUACCUAUAUUAGCUGUUGUUGGAUCACAAUCUUGUGGUAAAUCUUCUGUAUUGGAAAAUAUAGUUGGAAAAGAUUUUUUACCAAGAGGUGUUGGGAUUGUAACAAGAAGACCUUUAGUUUUACAAUUGAUUAAUAUAAAAGAAGAUGAUCCAUUAAUUAAUAAAUAUAAUUUUCAUGAAUCUCAAACUACAAAAAAUUUAGAUGUUGAUGAAAUUGAUUUAGAAGAUCAUGUUAGAAAAAUGAAUGGUAAUAAAUCAUCAUCAACAAAAUCAUCUAAAAAUGCAAAAGCAGAAUGGGGGGAAUUUUUGCAUAUACCAAAUAAAAGAUUUUAUAAUUUUCAUGAUAUUAGAAAAGAAAUUGAACGUGAAACUUUAAGAAUUGCGGGUGAAAAUAAAGGAAUAAGUAGAUUACCAAUAAAUUUAAAGAUUUACUCACCCAAUGUAUUAAAUUUAACUUUAGUUGAUUUACCAGGAUUGACCAAAAUCCCAAUUGGUGAUCAACCAACUGAUAUUGAAAGACAAACAAGAAAUUUAAUAUCUGAAUAUAUUUCAAAACCAAAUUGUAUAAUUUUGGCAGUAUCUCCAGCAAAUGUUGAUUUAGUUAAUUCGGAAUCUUUGAAAUUAGCAAGACAAGUUGAUCCUACGGGAAAAAGAACUGUUGGUAUUUUAACAAAAUUAGAUUUAAUGGAUCAAGGUACAAAUGCUUUAGAUAUUUUAAAGGGAAACGUAUAUCCAUUAAAAUUAGGAUUUAUCGGAAUUGUUAAUAGAUCACAACAAGAUAUAUCAGAAAAUAAAUCAUUAGAUGAUUCAUUAUAUUCAGAACAAAAAUUUUUUAUAAAUCAUCCAGCUUAUAGAUCAAUGGCUUCAAAAUGUGGUACAAAAUAUUUAGCACAAACUUUAAAUAAAAUAUUAAUGAAUCAUAUAAGAGAAAGAUUACCCGAUAUUAAAGCAAAAUUGAAUACUUUAAUUGGUCAAACUGAACAUGAAUUAGCAUCAUAUGGAGAUAUACCAAAUAUUGAAGAUUCAAAAGAAAAAAGAGGUAUAAUACUUCUAUCCAUCAUUUCAAAAUGGUCUACAACUUUUGUUCAUUCAAUUGAUGGGGAUUCAUUUCAAGAUAUUUCAUCAAAAGAAUUAUGUGGUGGUGCAAAGAUAUAUAAUAUUUUUAAUACAAUUUAUGGUUCAAGUUUAUCAUCAAUAAAUCCAGUUCAUAAUUUAUCAAUAUUAGAUAUUAGAACAGCAAUAAGAAAUUCAACUGGUCCAAGACCUUCUUUAUUCGUACCAGAAUUAGCUUUUGAUUUAUUAGUUAAACCACAAAUUAAUUUAUUAGAAAAUCCUUCACAAAAAUGUGUUGAAUUAGUUUAUGAAGAAUUAAUGAAAAUUGUACAUAGUGUUAGUUCUACAACUAUUGGUCCAGAAUUAGAUAGAUAUCCAAAAUUACAAGCAAGAUUAAUUGAAGUAGUACUGGAUUUAUUAAGAGAAAGAUUAGGACCAACUAAAAAAUAUGUUGAAUCAUUAAUUGAAAUUCAUAGAGCUUAUAUAAACACAAAUCAUCCAAAUUUUGUUGGUGCUGCUCAAGCAAUGACUAUAGUUGUUGCAGAAAGACAAAAGGAAAAACAAUUACAACUGGAUAGUAAAUUAAGAUUAGCAACUCAUCGUAUAUUAGGGAAAAAACUAAGAGAUAAUAGUGAAGAACCAGAAGAAGAAGAAGAUGAAGAAGAAGAUACUGAUGAAGGAGUUGAAAGAAUGAAAGAAGACAUUAAAUCAAUAGAUGAAGAACAACCAAAUAAUCAUAAAAAUAGAAGAAAACCAAGAACUGAAUCAAAUAAUCAUCAUAAUCAUCAUCAUCAUCAAAGUUCGAAUAAUGAAUCAUCAUAUCUUAAUUACUUUUUAGGUAAAGAUCCAAUAGUUCAUCAACAACAAUUACAAACUCAAGCUCAAUUAAAUCCAACCCCUUUCAAAUUCCCUCAACCUCAUGAAACAACAUUACAAUUUAAUACUCAAUUUGUAAAUAAUGGAUUUAUUUCAAAUCCAAUAGCAUCACCAACUCCAAACACAAUGAAUGGCCACCAUCAAAAUUUCCAGCAACAUGAAUUUCAAAAAUUAUCCUUAUCAGAAUCAACAGAUUCAUCAUUUGAAGGAGAUCAAGCCAUUUUAGAACUUAGUGAAAGAGAACAAAUGGAAUGUGAAUUAAUUCGAAGAUUAAUUAUAUCAUAUUUUUCAAUAGUUAGAGAAAUGAUUCAAGAUCAAGUUCCUAAAUCAAUAAUGUGUCUUUUAGUAAAUCAUAUAAAGCAACAAAUUCAGAAUAGAUUAGUUGUAAAAUUAUAUAAUGAUAAUUUAUUUGAUGAUUUAUUACAAGAAGAUGAAAAUAUUCAAGCUGAACGUGAAAAAUGUCUUGAAAUUUUAAAAACUUAUAAAGAAGCUAGUAAAGUUAUAAGUGAUGUUAUAUAG